Molecule: messenger RNA, 1782 nt
Organism: Perognathus longimembris pacificus (Pacific pocket mouse)
Lineage: Eukaryota; Metazoa; Chordata; Mammalia; Rodentia; Heteromyidae
Gene: Celf3
Product: CUGBP Elav-like family member 3
Exons: 14
Coding region: 1-1389 (462 amino acids)
Biological process (GO): regulation of alternative mRNA splicing, via spliceosome; mRNA splice site recognition
Cellular component (GO): cytoplasm; ribonucleoprotein complex; nucleus
Molecular function (GO): mRNA binding
Source: RefSeq, a predicted model, not a curated record
AUGAAGGAGCCGGAUGCCAUCAAGCUGUUUGUGGGGCAGAUCCCGAGGCAUCUGGAGGAAAAGGACCUGAAGCCCAUCUUCGAGCAGUUUGGUCGGAUCUUCGAGCUGACUGUCAUCAAGGACAAGUACACCGGGCUGCACAAGGGAUGUGCCUUCCUGACAUACUGUGCCCGCGAUUCAGCCCUGAAGGCCCAGAGCGCCCUGCACGAACAGAAGACGCUUCCAGGGAUGAACAGGCCGAUCCAGGUCAAGCCAGCCGACAGCGAGAGUCGAGGAGAAGACCGGAAGCUCUUUGUGGGGAUGCUAGGGAAGCAGCAGACAGAUGAGGAUGUCCGGAAGAUGUUCGAACCGUUCGGGACCAUAGACGAGUGCACUGUGCUCCGGGGGCCAGAUGGCGCCAGCAAAGGCUGUGCUUUCGUGAAGUUCCAGACCCAUGCAGAGGCGCAGGCAGCAAUAAACACACUUCACAGCAGCCGGACGCUGCCGGGUGCCUCAUCUAGCCUGGUGGUAAAGUUUGCUGACACAGAGAAGGAGCGAGGUCUCCGCCGAAUGCAGCAGGUGGCCACCCAGCUGGGCAUGUUCAGCCCCAUCGCCCUUCAGUUUGGAGCCUACAGCGCCUACACUCAGGCUCUGAUGCAGCAGCAGGCAGCCUUGGUCGCGGCUCACAGUGCCUACCUCAGCCCCAUGGCCACCAUGGCUGCCGUGCAGAUGCAGCACAUGGCCGCCAUCAAUGCCAAUGGCCUCAUUGCCACUCCCAUCACCCCGUCCUCAGGAACCAGCACCCCUCCUGCCAUCGCUGCCACGCCUGUAUCUGCCAUCCCUGCGGCUCUGGGUGUCAAUGGCUACAGCCCGGUGCCCACCCAGCCCACUGGGCAGCCUGCCCCUGAUGCUCUGUAUCCCAAUGGGGUUCACCCCUACCCAGCCCAGAGUCCCGCGGCCCCCGUGGACCCCCUCCAACAGGCCUACGCGGGGAUGCAGCACUACACAGCAGCCUACCCUGCGGCCUACAGCCUGGUUGCACCUGCAUUCCCGCAGCCUCCAGCCUUGGUUGCCCAACAGCCCCCACCCCCACCUCAACAGCAGCAGCAACAGCAGCAGCAACAGCAGCAGCAAGAAGGCCCUGACGGCUGCAACAUCUUUAUAUACCACCUACCCCAGGAGUUCACGGACUCAGAGAUCCUCCAGAUGUUUGUCCCCUUUGGCCAUGUCAUCUCAGCCAAAGUCUUUGUUGACCGAGCCACCAAUCAAAGCAAGUGUUUUGGCUUUGUGAGUUUCGACAAUCCAGCCAGUGCCCAGGCUGCCAUCCAGGCCAUGAAUGGGUUCCAGAUCGGCAUGAAACGCCUCAAAGUCCAGCUAAAGCGGCCUAAGGAUGCCAACCGGCCCUACUAAGGGUCCCAGGUCUGGAGACACCAGAGGAAGGGGCGCCUCACACUCUUCCCCCACUGGCUCCAGCCCUUCUGCACAUCUGCCUGGGCCUUGCCCAGGCUCUGGGCAAAAGCUGCUUCAUGGCCCCGGGGGCGCAGAACUCAGCCCCCUCCCACCACCCUGCCUCUCUGAAGGGCCACGGCUUUGCUUCCCUGGCUCCAAGGGCCUUUUUCCUUCAGGUGCCCUGUUGGCCUUGUUGAGGGAGCAAGGAAUAGGCUCGAAGGUUCCAGGGUACCUGCCUUCUGCUAGGGCUCCUGUGACGGGUCUUCUGUGCCCACCAUUCUGUGCGUACUCACCUCCCCCACCAGAGGGUCUGUUCUAGCCGUGCAGGCCCAGGAGGGCAGCACCCCCCCCCCC